This is a messenger RNA of Camelina sativa (false flax), 1782 nucleotides long. RefSeq lists its product as uncharacterized. NCBI's taxonomy places the organism in Eukaryota, Viridiplantae, Streptophyta, Magnoliopsida, Brassicales, Brassicaceae. Gene Ontology annotation, cellular component: NuA4 histone acetyltransferase complex. Gene Ontology annotation, biological process: regulation of transcription by RNA polymerase II. The record is from RefSeq and is a predicted model, not a curated record.
UCUUGUCUGUUCUAUUCGAGAUUCACUAAAAAUUUCAAUUGUCGAGUGAGAGAUUUUGCAAUUUCGCUUUCGGACAUUUAUAAAGCUUCUUUCUUCCUCAAAUUUCAACGUUUCUCGGCUUCUGGGUAAGCUCGAAAGUAGAAUUGAACCCUCCCAUUUUUUAUUUGCCGGUACUAUUAGUCCAGAAGAGAAGAAAAAAAAAACCCUAAAAAACUCGACUUGGUUUUGGGAUUUUGAAGCUGUGCGGUUUCUGUUGUUUCUUUUCAAUUGCAAAUUAGAAGAAAGCGUUGAUGAGGUCUUCGUACUCAAAUAGCUAGAGAGAGAGAGAGUAGGAGGAGGAAGGUAGUGAAAUGAGUAGGCUAUCUUUCCGACCCCGUCCACUGGACAUUCACAAGAAGCUUCCAGUUUUAAAGUCCUUUAAAGACUUUGAAGAUGAAGAGACUCCUUCUUCCAUUACUAGAAAUUCUCAGUUGCUCCGUAUAGAGGUUGACAAUGAGGUGCAGCCUCAAGUGCCUACCAAGAAAUUGAUUUCAGAAAUUCCAACACCUCAGUAUCUUGUUGUGGAUACAUAUGAAAGAGACUACUCUAGGACUUUUAAUCAGCCUGCUUCAUAUUUACGCGCUAGAGGAGCCCGGGCUGAGCUUGGAGAAUUUGUGGAGUAUGAUCUUGACAACGACGAUGAUGACUGGCUUUUUGAGUUUAAUAAGGAGACGAUGGUUCUCACACCUGAAAUGCUUGAACUUAUUAUUUUUAAACUAGAGGUAUUGGAUCAUAAGGCGCGGGAAAGAGCUGGAGUUAUUGCUCCUACCCUUGGUUUGCCAGUUCCAGUGCUUUUGCAGUUUGAUGCUGCUAUUGAGGCGCUGCAAUCUUUGCCCAUCAAAUAUGGAGUUUUCCAGGCUAUAUUCAGUUAUUGGAAAAAUAAGCGUGAAAGAUGGCAGAAGCCUAUUUUGCGGCGUUUACAGCCCCCACCACCAGUCAAUGAUACAAAUCCGUUCAAUGUGUUUAGGCCACGGGAGAAAGCUCAUAGACUACACACAAGAAGGAUGCAGCAGAGAGAAAACAAUGCGCAGUCAUUUGAAAAGCUUCGACAGGUCAGGCGCAAUCUUGACCAAGCAAAGACCAUUCUAGAAGGUCUAAUCAAGAGAGAAGAAAAAAAGAGGGAUUUCAUGGCGAGUGAGGUUAGCCUUCAGAGAAUCCAACUCAAAUAUAAGCACGAAACUGAACUAUUGGAAGAUAGUUUGGCUCUGUCUGGGUUUCCACUCUCGACGUCUUACAGAUUUGGUUCAAGCGAAGAUGAAUUCAUGGACUCGGAUGACCCAACCACCACCCAAACACUCGCAAGGCCUUCAUUUACCCCUCAUCCUCGUUUCUACGACUCAAAUUUCGCUCGAGCUCAAGCCGGGAGCAUGAAGCAAGAGGCAAGAAGAAGACUCGGAUGGCUCCACAAACUGAAUCCUAAUGAGCCAGUAAUGCUCUUCACAAAACCGCUGGUCCCAGAUAAGCUGGCUGCUGCAGGAAUCGGCCCUCCAGUAGAAUCAAGAAGCGGAAGAGCUCGAUUUCAAGGAAGAGUUGGGCGGGGCGGUAGGAUUGUAUAUGAUAGAUGGAAUCCUCUAAUGCAAACCCACAUUAACUGUGGCAACAGUUUCUACAUAGCACCAUAACAUCUCAACUAAUUUUUUCUUUUACUUUUUUGUAAAAAAAAAAUUCUCCGCUAGUAUCUCUGAAUUUUGUGUAUUUUUCUUUGGUUUUCCCGGUUAAAUGAACAAUCUCGGUCUAGAGUAA